AUGGAGCGUGUUCAAACUCUUGCUAAGAUCUCUUGUUUAUAUUAUUCAAAGAAAACGUUAGCUUGCCGCACAAUGUCCUCAGAUCACUCCAAUAACGACGUCGAAAAAAACAUUUCACACCUGGAUCCAACCGGUGUGGACAAUGUUUACGUUCCGCCUGAGCAGCCGGAAUCGAAGCAUUCCCAUUUCAGGAUCGACAAGGACACUUUCAGAAACCACACCAUCGCUGCUGUAGGUGAGUUUUGUGGGACUUUUAUGUUUUUAUGGUGCGCUUAUGUUAUCUGCAAUGUUGCCAACCAUGACGUCGCACUGACUGCGCAGCCGGACGGUUCGCAUCCGGGUCAAUUGAUCAUGAUUGCCAUUGGUUUCGGGUUCUCCGUUAUGUUUUCCAUCUGGUGCUUCGCUGGUGUCUCCGGUGGUGCCUUGAAUCCUGCUGUGUCGCUUUCCCUAUGUUUGGCUAGAACUAUCUCUCCCACCAGAUGUGUGGUGAUGUGGUUCUCGCAAAUCAUCGCCGGGAUGGCUGCCGGUGGUGCGGCUAGCGCUAUGACUCCUGGUAAGGUUCUUUUCGCCAAUUCUUUAGGCCUGGGCUGCUCCAGAUCUAGAGGCUUGUUUCUAGAAAUGUUCGGCACUGCUGCCUUGUGUUUGACCGUUUUGAUGACUGCUGUGGAAAAGCGUGAAACCAACUUCAUGGCCGCUCUUCCCAUCGGUAUUUCUCUAUUCAUUGUCCAUGUUGCCUUGACCGGCUACACUGGUACCGGUGUCAACCCUGCAAGAUCUUUGGGUGCCGCCGUCGCUGCUAGAUAUUUCCCCACCUACCACUGGAUCUAUUGGAUCGGCCCAAUAUUGGGUGCCUUCUUGGCUUGGUCUGUUUGGCAAUUACUGCAAUUCUUAGACUACACUACCUACGUUAAUGCCGAAAAGGCUGCAGGUCAAAAGAAGGAAUAA
Molecule: messenger RNA, 945 nt
Organism: Saccharomyces eubayanus
Lineage: Eukaryota; Fungi; Ascomycota; Saccharomycetes; Saccharomycetales; Saccharomycetaceae
Product: aquaporin family protein
Exons: 1
Coding region: 1-945 (314 amino acids)
Biological process (GO): transmembrane transport
Cellular component (GO): plasma membrane
Molecular function (GO): water channel activity
Source: RefSeq, a predicted model, not a curated record